UAUUAUCUGUUUUUGGUCUUGCACAAAAGGUGUGUGAUGAUCAAAGACCGAACGUAUAAUCCUAUACUGUCAACAGCCAAUAGGUGUUCUCUCUGACUGACAUCAUCAGAUGCCAGCCGGAAAACGUAAACCGGAGUUCUGGUGGAAUUAGAAGAGAAGCCGUUUGAGCUUUGGAGAGAGAAAGAGUGUUUGUAUGAUGUGCCCUCCCAUGAAUAUCACGAUCGUGUGGAGAAAGACAGAAGUGGAAGGAAAUCGGACAUUUUGCGGUGGCUUCUUUUUUGUCUUUUGGAGAGACCACUGCACUCAUAAAUGCGGCCGAGGCAAGAGCUGUUGCUACUGUGGUUUCAUUAACCAUGUUACUGUCUUCCUAUGUAUAUUCAGGAAGAGGGAGAAUGUGUGCACCUCUAGGACUAAAACAAAUUGAUUGCAAUUAGCAGUGUGGGGCACAGUGGGCUGUGUUACAACAUGCCCCCGGCUAUUAGAAACGCAGCCUCAAUAACGUUUCAUGUAACACUGUAUAUUCCAUGCAUUCAAUGCACCAAGUCUGUCCUAUAUUGUCUAUGUAAGCGCUUGCUCUUAUCGAUUUCUUCGGAGACAUUCAUCACAUUCUCAUGGAGUUUCAUUGUUCCAUUUCUCAGCACGUCUUGGAAGAUGCAGAUUUUGCAUAGUAUUCAGCACCAUGGACUGCAACGGACUAUACGCCAAUGGAGAUCCGCACACCGUAUUCGCUUAGCGCAGCUUGCAACCAGCGACGCCAGACUGUGCCACAGUGCUGCUCCAACCGUGAGCAUGGCAGCCGUCAGUCAAACCAUGGCUGGACUGCUCAGCUCGAGCAGGAAGUACAGAGCAAACACCCAGACCAGCCAGAUGACCCCUCCGGAAGUAAACCGCAUGCUGAACGCCAACGAGUACAGUCUGAGCUUCAACGGGUACGACGGGAGAAAUGUCGGUUCGGUUUUAGGCUUCGAAAGCAACCUCCUGGCAUCCAACUCGCCCAGCGAGGAUCGCCGAAGUGUGGCCACCUGCCUCCAGAGCCGAGGCAUGCUGUUCGGCGUGUUCGACGGCCACGCGGGCCACGCCUGCGCGCAGGCCGUCAGCGAGCGGCUGUUCUACUACAUCGCCGUGUCCCUGCUCCCGCUGAAAACGCUGGUGGACAUCGAGGAGGCGGUGGAGAACGAGCGCCCCGUCUUCCCCGUGCUGCAGUGGCACAAGCACCCCAACGACUGCGUCAGCACCGACGCCGGGAAGCUGUACUUCAACAGCCUGCGCACCUACUGGCAGGAGCUCAUCGACCUGGAGGAGGACGGGGACAAGGACGUGGAGGCCGCCCUGGCCGACGCCUUCAAGAGGCUGGACAACGACAUCUCGCUGGAGGCGCAGGUGGAGUUCGGGGACCCCUUCUCGCACUUCGCCCCGCUCAGGGUGGCCCUGUCGGGGUGCACCGCCUGCGUGGCUCACGUGGACGGCUCGGACCUGCGCGUCGCCAACCUGGGGGACAGCCGGGCCGUGCUGGGGGUGCAGGCGGAGGACGGGAGCUGGUCGGCGCUCACCGUCACCAACGACCACAACGCGCAGAACGCCGACGAGCUGCAGCGCGUGCGGGCGGAGCACCCGCCGGCGGAGAGGAAGAGCGUGGUGAAGCACGACCGCCUCCUGGGCCUGCUCCUGCCCUUCAGGGCCUUCGGCGACAUCAAGUUCAAGUGGAGCGGCGAGCUGCUCAGCCGCGUGUGCGAGGCGCGCCCGGAGGCGCUGCCGGGCGGCGAGCACGCCAAGACGCUACCGCCCAACUACCGCACGCCCCCCUACCUCAUCGCCGAGCCCGAGGUCACCAGCCACAAGCUCCGGCCCCAGGACAAGUUCCUGGUGCUGGCUACGGACGGCCUGUGGGAGAUGAUGCACAGGCAGACCGUGGUGGAGGUAAUCGGGGAACACCUGACGGGGAUGCAGUGGCAGAAGCCGCUGUCCGGGGUCUCGUUCACUUUGGGGCAGAUGCAGAAGCUGCUGCUGGAGAGGAAAGCUCGCGCCCUCAAGGCCCUGGAGGACGAGAACUCGGCCACGCACCUGAUCCGCCACGCUCUGGGGAGCGACGGGUUCGGCAGCGUGGAUCCUCGCCGCCUGUCCAAGAUGCUGAGCCUGCCCCGAGAGCUGGCCAGAAUGUACAGAGAUGACAUCACAAUCCUGGUGGUCCAUCUGAACAGCAGCGUCAUCGAGGCAAAUCACAAGGCGGCCAUUACGGAGGAUGCCUGAGUAAGUUCACGACAGUGAUGGCGUUAUCAUGGAUUUUCCUUG
Conger conger (European conger) is the source of this 2289-nucleotide messenger RNA. RefSeq lists its product as uncharacterized. The record is from RefSeq and is a predicted model, not a curated record. Gene Ontology annotation, biological process: protein dephosphorylation. Lineage: Eukaryota; Metazoa; Chordata; Actinopteri; Anguilliformes; Congridae. Gene Ontology annotation, molecular function: cation binding; protein serine/threonine phosphatase activity. The coding region runs from base 466 to 2247 and encodes 593 amino acids. The transcript has 2 exons.